Molecule: messenger RNA, 1687 nt
Organism: Astyanax mexicanus (Mexican tetra)
Lineage: Eukaryota; Metazoa; Chordata; Actinopteri; Characiformes; Acestrorhamphidae
Gene: fetub
Product: fetuin B
Exons: 7
Coding region: 57-1622 (521 amino acids)
Biological process (GO): negative regulation of endopeptidase activity
Cellular component (GO): extracellular region
Molecular function (GO): cysteine-type endopeptidase inhibitor activity
Source: RefSeq, a predicted model, not a curated record
GGUUCCCUGAUCUUCGUGGUGUGUGUGAGAGUGUGUGUGUGUGUUAUAGACAGAGAAUGGAAGAGAGCAGCCGCAGUAUGAAACGGUGUGUGCAGCUGCUGCUGCUGCUGCUGCUGCUGGCGGUCGCCUGCGCACACGGAGCCCCCGCCAACAAAACGCCCCCCAGUUCCUGCAAGGACGGCUUAGCUACGGCAGCUGCAGCUCAGGCCAUGGACAAAAUCAACCAGGAGCGCAGCGAGGGAUACGUCUUCAGCAUGGAGCGCCUCAGCAACGUCCACCAGAUGCGCCACGGGGAAACUGGAGUUGUGUAUUAUCUAACAAUCGAUGUCCUGGAGACCAAGUGUCACGUCCUCAGCAAGAAGAACUGGAGGAACUGCAGUGUUCGAGAUAUUGGUGAAAAUCCGGUUUAUGGUCAGUGUAAGGCGGUGAUGUACAUCAAUAGAGUUCACAGAGUGUCUCGCCUCUACAAAUACAGCUGUGGAGUCCGGCCUGUCCCCGCCUCCAAAAUUGCAGCGGUCUGCCCUGACUGUCCGGUUCUGUUCCCUCUGGAUCAUGAAGAAGUCCAAAAGACGAUGAAGCUGGGCAUGGAGAAAUUUAACAAGGAGCACAUGCCUGCUAACUACUUUAUUCCCCUUAACAUCACCAGAGCUACCAGCCAGGGAGGGAUUAUGACCUUUUACAGCGUGGAGUUCACCAUCCAGGAGACAGUCUGCUCCAACAACACUGAUUUAGCUGAGAUUUCAAAAUGUGACGUCAUGGUCUGCGAGUUUGCACACAAGGGUCUUUGCAAAGCCAGCCUUUCUCGAUCCAAUGGAAACGAGCACCUGAGUGUGGAGUGUGAAAUCUUCGAACCUGAGGCUGCCGAGGAGGAGAAGAAGAGGCAUCUGCUGGGAGGAGAGCUGGAUCACAGCCACAGCAACAUCGGUGAUAAGUCUUUAGGGCAUGACCACACUCAUGACCACACCCACUCCCACACUCACACUCACUCACACGACCAUGACCACGCCCAAGGCCACGCCCACGACCACGACCACAAGGCCUCGCACGCCCACGACCACUCCCAGGACUCCGGCCACCACCACACGCACGAACACAGCGAGGGUCACGGCCACUCCCACAGCCACGCCCACUCUCACGACCACAGUCACGACCACGAUCACGGCCACGCCCACCACGUCAAAGCCCACAACCACACCCAGGACCAGGGCAAGCACCCCCAUCACAACUACGGCCACGGCAACGAGGAAACCCACGAGCACGACCACGAACUGGCGCUGGAUCACGAGCACAAACACGCGCAUCUCCACGAGCACGAGCACCACCACCACCACCACGAGCACCAGCACGACACUGUGGCCAAGCGGCCCGAGGGCGUGGUCUACUUCCUCCCCUCCAUGGACAAGCCCAUGACCCUCCCCGCCUUCCCCCUGGAGCCCGUGGCAGAUCCGGCACAGCCCACCACGCUGGCCCUGCACCCGGACCCCCAGAUCCCCGGAGAGAGGGAGCCCACCAUCAAGCCCUUCCCCGCCGGCCUGUCCAAAGACUGUCCUGCAGACUUCAAGACUGAGAACAAGCUCAUCAAGGAGGUCUUCGCUCAGGACCCUCUCUUCAAAAGCAUGUGACAAAAAAGCUGAAUGUAGCUGAUAAUGUCCUGAUGUGCAAUAAAAAGAGCAUGAUUGGAAAAAAA